AUGGCAUCGUCGGCGGUAACUCGAUUCAGCUUCAUAUUCCACGCGCCCGCGGCCGCCGUCGACGCUUGCAAGGCCGCCAUCUUCAAGGCCGGCGCGGGCCGCUAUCCGGGACCUGGAAGCUACACGGAGUGCUGCUGGUCCAUCAAGGGUACCGGCCAGUUUCGUCCGGGCGCCACGGCCAAUCCCAACAUUGGAUCUGUCGGUGCCCUAGAGCACGUGGAAGAGGUCCGCGUCGAGACAAUCUGCAUUGGCGAGGAUGUUGCGCGACGUGCAGUAGCCGCGUUGAAGGAGGCCCAUCCUUACGAGGAGCCUGAUUACAAGGUUAUCCGAUUGGAGGAUUUCUAA
Messenger RNA from Beauveria bassiana ARSEF 2860, 345 nucleotides. RefSeq names its product structural toxin protein RtxA. Lineage: Eukaryota; Fungi; Ascomycota; Sordariomycetes; Hypocreales; Cordycipitaceae. The coding region runs from base 1 to 345 and encodes 114 amino acids. The transcript is spliced from 2 exons. The record is from RefSeq and is a predicted model, not a curated record.